Hydractinia symbiolongicarpus is the source of this 2541-nucleotide messenger RNA. RefSeq lists its product as uncharacterized. The record is from RefSeq and is a predicted model, not a curated record. The transcript has 3 exons. Gene Ontology annotation, biological process: oogenesis; negative regulation of translation. NCBI's taxonomy places the organism in Eukaryota, Metazoa, Cnidaria, Hydrozoa, Anthoathecata, Hydractiniidae. Gene Ontology annotation, molecular function: mRNA binding; zinc ion binding. Gene Ontology annotation, cellular component: perinuclear region of cytoplasm. The coding region runs from base 478 to 1452 and encodes 324 amino acids.
GUUCAACAUUACAAAUCAACUCUAAUAUUGAUUACAUCAUUGUGUGUGUUUCUGUGUACAUCUUGUUAUGCAAAAAUGUGAAAGUUUAUGAACAAUUACGACAAUGAGAAGAUGAAGCGUGUGAAAGUGAUAGUGAAAUACACAUCUGGAUGUUUGCACAGCGUGUUUUUGUUUCCAUGGCAACCUAAAAAUGUUGAGAAAGUUAUCACCUGUUUCUAGAACGAUUGUUAGCGAGUUUAUAUUUUCAAGUUUUGUAUACGAACAGCGAUUUUUUUUGCAUCAUUGCGGCUUAUUAUUACCCCCGGUUUUUAACAUACAAUGGUUACAAUGGAACGCGAAACGUCGAGAUGAUUUUAUUGCAUAAAAAGACGAUCGGCCAAACAGUGUUAUUAUAUUUGUCGUGUUGUUGCAUGGAAACUGUGUAGCGCGUGAAAUCUGAAAGUUUUUUGUUGCUGAAAAAAGAAUUUGUAAAGAAAGAUGUCGUUGAGUGAUGUUAUGCUACAAAACUUCAUGCCGAGAAACAUACUUGAAUCUGAUGAUGAGCUAGACACGUGGUCUAACUUAAGUGGAGGAAGGAGCAGCAGAAACAGUAGCUCGAGUGAAUCUGGAAGCCCGUACUAUCCUACGAAAGAUGCAAGUGAUUUUUCCUUGUUUCAGGAUUAUUUUGGCUUAUCAAAUUUAUUAAACAAUGUUAAAAUAUCGGAAGAUAAUCCCUUGUUAUACAAUACGCACAAAAAUUUAGCUUUACUGCAAAGAGCAAGACGUGUUAGUUGGAGCAGCGAUGCCAGUGAUUCUGCCGCGGUUUUAUCUCCCACCAUAGACAAGCAGCAAUACAACUGCGAAAGAAAUUUUGACUCAUUUCCAAUGUCAGAUCCUGCGUUCAACAAACAACAACUUCCACCGCCGAGUAUGAGGCUCAGUAAAGCGAUGAGAGAUCACAUUAUUAGUGGUGCUUACCAACAGCAAAUCAACAACCGAAUGCCCGAAAAAGUUCCAUCACCUGCACAACCACCUUCUCCCCCCUCCCCACCAAUACAGUCUCCUCAACCUCAACCACCGUUGGUACAUUCAAACACUCCUCAAGUCCCGCCAAGAUCGUCAACUUCACUUCAAGUAUGCGUUUUUUGUCGUAAUAACGGCGAAUCAGAGAGCGUUUAUACCAGUCAUGUGUUAAAAGAUACUGAGGGGCGUACCGCAUGUCCAAUCCUUCGAGCCUAUACCUGUCCUAUCUGUAAAGCAAAUGGUGACAGCUCUCAUACGAUAAAGUAUUGCCCGUUGAAUCAAAACACACGUGCUGGAGUUAUGGGCCAACAACCCCCUGCUCAAAACAUUCAUAUGCCACCGCGAAACCAAUUACCUCCUCACCAACGCUUGCCAGGUUUUCGUCCUCCCUUUCCCGGAGUCUUACCGCCGCAACCUCGAUUCAACCAGCAUGGAAAGGUAAGAAUGUAAACACGUUAAAAUUAUCAAAUUAAUUUUUAUUGUUGUACAUAUAUAUAUAUAUUGCCUGUGCAUUUUGGUUUUGUAUGCAAAAGAUGUUAUUUUCUGAAUCGUGAAGUUCAACUUUCCUAAAAAACUCGACUUAUGAUUUUUUGUGUGUGAAAAGCCGCCGUAUUUACUUAACUAUAAAAAAUUUGUUUUCUCAAUUUAAUAUCACUGGCUAGUUUUUCCUUUAAUGAAAAAACCUUAGAAAGCUUUAUUUAUUUUGCAUGUUAUUGUGAAUAUACAAAGUAAAUCAUAAAAAACUAAAUUCAAAUACGCGCGCAAAAAACAAAUUAUUACUUUUCUUAUAAGUAUGAUGAAAAAAAUCGGCUUUUCACACAAAGAGUAUUUAAAGAAUACAAAUUUGCAUUUUUCUGAUGUAUUUGUUUAGCCAUCUUCCUGCUACGAAAAAACAACUAAUGUUUAAUAUUAGCAAUUUGUUCAUUUGUUUUUAGUUUUUUGUUUCAAAAUAACAAAUUUAUUUUUUAAACUGAGGAGGGGAUGAAUUAGGGGUUUUUUUCACGUGUUGAAUUUUUAUUACCCCCUGCGUUAAAAUUUUACUCAGUAUGCGAGACAAAUUAAAGCGCCACUUGGGUCUCAUUUAGUUUGCAUCUAUUGAAAAGCCAUGUGUGCUAAAAUAAAAGCAAAAAAAUUAUUGUUGUUUUUUUAUCAAAAGAACCUGACGUAAAUGUUAAAUUUAAUUGAUUUUUGCAUAUCGUUUUAAUUGUCGUCUUUUCUAAGUUUGCUUUGGUCAGGUGUUUUAAAGUAAAUCUCGUAACAGACAAUACACUAUAACAGGGGCCAUGUGUUUAAUCCUCUUCACGGGAGUUGGAGUUCAUUUUUUGUAAAUCUUUAGCUCCUUUAUUUAAGGAAAUUACAACUAUAAUAUUAUAGUAAACCUAAUGAAUUUUUAGUUUGACAUCUAGAAUUGAAUUUUGUUGUUUGAUUUUAAAAGAUAAAAAAUUUUACUACUAUAUAAUGUUCCCUUAAUGUUCUUGAUAGCAUUGUAAUUAUUUUAUACGAAUUCUUAAAUGCAGAAUUUUAAUGUUUUACCUAAAA